UAUCUACGCAAGACCAACAACCUCAAAUUUUACACCUUUAACCUUUGUACUGUUCUCUUUUCUACCACAAAAAUAAGCAAUUAAUUUUAUAACAAUCAAAAUGUUCGCUCGUAGAAGUCUUCAAUCAUUGAAACUCCUAAAAAACUACUCAACAGGAACAAGUACUGUAAAUGCAGUUGUUGAUGAGUUGGGCAUUGCUACGGUAACUCUACAGAAUGCACCAGUCAAUAGUUUGAAUUUGAAAUUGGUAACUGAAUUGUCUGAUACUUUAAAUUCCUUAGAGAAAAAUAAAAGUCGAGGUCUGAUUUUGAAGUCGUUUUCGGAUAAAGUAUUUUCUGCAGGAAUUGAUUUGUUUGAAUUAUAUAAACCUAAAGAGGACCGCAUGAAGCAAUAUUGGACGGCUCUGCAGGAUUGUUGGAUAAAUCUUUAUGGAUUCAGUGCACCUACUGUUGCUUGCAUUAAUGGUCAUGCACCAGCAGGAGGUUGUUUAUUAUCACUUUGCUGUGAAUACAGAGUUAUGCUAAAAGAUAGAACUAUUGGGCUUAAUGAAACUAAGUUGGGUAUAGUAGCUCCCCCAUGGUUUAUAGCAUCAAUGGAGAAUGUUAUUGGUCGAAGACAAAGUGAAUUGGCUUUAACAAGUGGAAAAAUGUUCACAACUGAGGAGGCAUUAAGGGUUGGUUUGAUUGAUGAAAUUGCAGAAGAUUCUGAAGAUGCCAUAAAUAAAUCAAGGGCAUUCUUCAAACUGUUUGAAAAAGUUGCUCCUUCAGCUAGAUCUGCUACAAAACAUUUGAUAAGGAAAAAAACUAUUCAGGAUUUGGUACAAAAUAGAGAAGCAGACCUGAACCUCUUCUGUAAAACAGUGAUGCAAGAGCGAGUUCAGCAAGGAUUAGAACUAUACAUAAAAUCCCUCAAGAAAGGGCAAACAUCUGGUUGAUUGUACAUUUUAUUAUCAGAUCACAAAAAAGUGUUAUUUUUAUAAAUAUAUUAAAAUAAUUUUAUAUUAAUCAAAAAUAGUCACAUGCAA
Messenger RNA from Coccinella septempunctata (seven-spotted ladybird), 1024 nucleotides. RefSeq names its product enoyl-CoA delta isomerase 1, mitochondrial-like. Gene Ontology annotation, molecular function: enoyl-CoA hydratase activity. Gene Ontology annotation, cellular component: mitochondrion. The record is from RefSeq and is a predicted model, not a curated record. Gene Ontology annotation, biological process: fatty acid beta-oxidation. Bases 101 to 934 code for a protein of 277 amino acids. Lineage: Eukaryota; Metazoa; Arthropoda; Insecta; Coleoptera; Coccinellidae. The transcript has 4 exons.